AUGACAUCGAUGGACUUGAGUCCCGAGCAGCAAAGGAGAGCUUUGAGCUAUGGUUGCGACAGUAUUAGCGGCUUUCUUGGCAGCUUCUCGACUCUUGAAGCGUCACUAAAAGUCAAGGCCGGGCGAUGGAUGUGGGAUGGUUUCUACUACAUGCUGCUCUUGCCUCAGCUAUCAAGUUUUCGCUGGAGGCACUCGGGCAACGAGGUCCGGUUGAAUGCUGUUAGGACUGGCAGUGACGAGCAGGAGGAUAAAGAUUUGAAAGUCGAAGUCAAGACAGCCUUGACAUGCCCUGAAGGCUCGGAGAAAGCUCCCGUGACAUCUGGCCCUGUCGAUGCACCCUCGGACGUCCGCAGCUCUGAGGACUGGAUUGUUGUGGAUGAUGCUGCGAAAGCAGGAGCUUGUGGUCUCGAUCCAGAUGCCGAACUGGACCUGUGUUUCAUCUGUGACUGCACCGGAUCCAUGGGUCAGUACAUCAAGGCAGCACAGGACAACAUCCAGUCCAUCGUAGGCAAGAUCUCGCAAAAACAUGGAGCCAAGGUUCAGUUUGGCUUGAUUAGCUACCGCGACCAUCCGCCGCAGGACAGAACUUACAUUACGCAGUGCUACCCGUUCACGACCGAUUUGGCCCAGAUGUCCCACUAUGUUGAGACUAUGAAAGCAGCCGGUGGUGGCGAUGGGCCCGAGGCAGUCACCGCAGGCUUGCACGAUGCGUUACACCUUCCUUGGCGGCCGAACUCCACCAAGAUCUGCGUGUUGAUUGCUGAUGCCCCGCCGCACGGGCUGGAGCCGAGCGGCGACGGCUUCCCAAACGGCGACCCUGACGGACGCGACCCGCUGGACAUCCUCCACAGCAUGGCGGCGCAUGGCAUCACCGUGUACAGUGUCGGUUGCGAGCCGGCAUUGGGUGCCUACGCACAUGCGCGGGACUUCCUCUGUACAGUGGCAGAAAUCACUGGCGGCCAAGCUGUGGCCUUGGGUUCGGCUGCCUUGCUUGCAGACGUCAUCAUCAACGGCAGCGCAGAAGAGCUGGCGCUGUCCAAGCUGCAGCGGAAGGUCGAGGAGGAGGUUUUGAAGGUUCAAGUCCAGGAGCGCGAGGCUGGCCGCAGCAUUACGGCGGAAGAUGCUUCCGUGAGGGCCUGUGAAAACCUGCGAGCCGGAGGGCUGACAAGCGUGCAGAUGGAGACAGACGGGCACAUGGCGUACGCAAACAGAGUAUGCUGGGGCCCCGCAAGCGAGAAAAGAUCCCUUGCGAGCGUCAAACAGGAACUCAGUAAGGUCGUUUCCAGUGUUCCUGGUGCGGGCUCCGCGGGCUACGGGGGUGUCCUGAGGGGAGGUCGUGGCCGGGGAGGCAGGGGAGGUGAGGCUUUCUCUGUGCCUGCACCAUGGGCGGCCAUGCCUGCCACUAUGCCUCCCAUGCCGGUGUCCGCUCCGGCCACGGCCGCAUCCACAAACCUGCUUAAGGAAGACCUCAUCUCCUCUGCCCAAGUGAGCCGCAUGGUGCAAAAAGCGAAAUGCCAGAACCGUCUCUUUUAA
This is a messenger RNA of Symbiodinium natans, 1533 nucleotides long. NCBI's taxonomy places the organism in Eukaryota, Dinophyceae, Suessiales, Symbiodiniaceae. The record is from the annotation of a GenBank genome assembly.